Messenger RNA from Strongylocentrotus purpuratus (purple sea urchin), 3014 nucleotides. RefSeq names its product thiosulfate sulfurtransferase/rhodanese-like domain-containing protein 2. The coding region runs from base 48 to 1607 and encodes 519 amino acids. The transcript has 8 exons. The record is from RefSeq and is a predicted model, not a curated record. NCBI's taxonomy places the organism in Eukaryota, Metazoa, Echinodermata, Echinoidea, Camarodonta, Strongylocentrotidae.
UCUAGUCUAGUAUUUGUAGUAAGAGUUAAAAACUAGAUACAAGGGAAAUGGACGUGGACCAGGACAUGAAAGUUACGAUUCGUAUGAGGAAAAUAGCGAGAAAGAAGGUAUUUGCUGAGACUGUGGCAGCCAAGCAAUUGACAAGCAACCCACCAGAAUGGAAAUGCUGCAAUCACUGUUUCAGGAGUGCCAUCGAUAUCCACAAGCACACAUCCCUGGAACAUAGUGAAGAGAUUGACAGCAAAACGAUGGAUGCUCUGAAGAAAGCCAGGACUGCUUGCAGCACCUCUAAACAUAUUCUUGAAAAUGCAGAGCCAGGAGAGGGACAGAAGAAUAAGCAUCAAGGGUCAAGAGAAACUCCAAACGGUUGUGUCAAUCCAGCAGGUGUUUGUGCAGGUGAAAGCACUAGCAAAAGAAGACACUGUUCCUAUUCUGAGGAUGAUGUGCGACCCUGGUUACCCAUGGUAACCCAGUGUGAUGCUGAGGAUGAGGAAAGCAGAUGUGACAAGAAAAGCAGAACAAAAGAGGGUCAAGUCCUUCUGUUCUACAAAUAUGUUGAUUUGGCAGAUCCGGCCGACAUUUGUGAAUGGCAGAGAGAGUUGUGCAGGAGACUUCAUUUACAUGGAAAGAUCAGGAUAGCUAGAGAAGGCUUGAAUGGUACAGUAGGUGGUGCAUUGAUCAGCACUCAGCAGUACAUGGAAGCAGUGAUGACACACCCAUACUUCACAGACAUGAACAUUGAGGAUUUUAAGACAAGUCAAGGAGGCCAUGACAGUUUUCCUGAUGGUCUUGUUGUCUCAAUUCAUCAGGAAAUUGUUCCUAUGGGUAUGGAUCCUAUGCUGGUCAGCUUCAAAGAUGCAGGUUGUCACCUUACACCAGCCCAGUUCCAUGAAGAAGUUCAGAGGCACAGAAAUGCCAAGGAAAGAGAAGAGAAAACAAAUACAGUCUUCAUUGACUGCAGGAACUUCUAUGAAAGCAGGAUUGGUAUUUUCCCUGAUGCCAUCACACCAGACAUACGUAAAUUCAGCUACUGGCCUGAGUAUGUAGAUAAGAAUGAAGCAGUGUUUGCCGACAAGAAGGUCCUUAUGUACUGCACGGGAGGUAUCAGAUGUGAAAGGGGCUCAGCAUACCUCAGGUCAAAGGGAAUUUGCAAAGAGGUGCUACAGCUAAAGGGGGGUAUCCACAGGUAUCUAGACCAGUACCCAGAUGGCUUCUUUAGAGGCAAGCUGUUUGUCUUUGACAACCGCUAUGCUAUUCAAACAAACCAGGAUGUCAUAGCAGAGUGCUUCCACUGCUCAAAGCCUUGGGAUGAGUACGAGCCAUGCAGCAGUAAGCACUGCCACCAGCUAGUCCUGUCCUGUCCUUCCUGCAGGACCUCUGGCUUGACCACCUGCUGCAGGAGGUGUGCAGAGCUAGCCCUGGACUAUGCCUCCGGGGAGGACGGCAAGACCAAGACCAAGAAAAGGAAGGAGGGGUGCACCUGCACCAAGAACCGAGAGAGGAUCCCUGUGGAGAAAUUGGACAGUAGUUCUGCAUGUAGCGCAAUCAAAGUUGAUGGUGUUAAACCCUGUCGAGGCACUGGAAGUACAAGAGAUGUGCAGAGUUGAUGAUGGAUAGUGAAGCUAGUAGAUAGUAGAUAGUGGAGGUAGAGAAAGUAGUUUUUGAAUCCCAUUUAUGUUAUUUUAUGAAUUGACAAGCCUCAACCUGUCUUUGGAUACUCUUCCUGUGUAGCAUCCAGACGUGGAUUCUUGUCCAGUCCCUUUGUCCACCCUUCAAGGAUAUAUCAUGGAAUCAGUACACAAAUUCUAGAAAAUUAAUGGUACAUGAAAUAACAAAACCCUAUUGCGGUGGAAGGAAUCCCUUGCAGUAGUUCAACUUGUAUUAUGAUCAAUAUUGUCAACUGUAGCUGUUGUGAAAACUUUUGGAAGACGAUUUGGAGGGCAAACCACCCUUUCUGUGUUAUAAUUUUGACAUUAUUGACUUGACUUAACAUAUUUUUGUUUUGUUUAUGUGUUUAAGUAAAUCGUUUAAGUGGCUUUACUCUUUUAAUUUGGUUUUGAAAUUGCAAUUACCCAGAAAUUUUACAAUUUUAUAAUACUUGCCACAUCUUUUAACAUCAUGCUGAUAAAUGCAUUAAUGUAUUAUUGCGUGUUUAACACCAUUUUAUUAUUUGCAGUAUCUGACUGAAAUAUCAUGUAUGAUAUUUGAUAAACAAAGAUAUUAAGAAUAAGAAAUAUAGAAAACAAGUAAUAUCUCCUCUGAUUUUCAAAUUGUAUAUUUGUUGCAGUUUUUUUAGAAUAGUUAGAUACUAGAAGUUGAAUCUUAGCAAUCCAGUUGAAGUCCUUGUCAAUAUGAGUGCCUAGAUAUUUGUAUUCUGAAACCACCCAUCUUUCAUCUUGAUUAAGUAUCAAUGGCAUGAUAACUUUUUAGAGUUUUUUCCCCUAAAAUCCAUACCGUUUCUUUUCUUUUGUUUUGUCUUUGUAUUAAGAAUCAGUGACAAGUGUGUAUACCAUAUGACAAAGUCAGCUGCCUUGGUUCUAUACAUGUUUUUCUGCUUAUCUGUGAUUCAAUUAUUUCACAAUAUUUAUUCAUUCUCCAAUUGAAAAUAAAACCCACAAACAUUGAAAUAUAUAAAUAUUGAAUAAAGUAAAUAAUGUCAGUGAGAGGAUACAUCCUUCUGGUGUCCCUGUGUGUAGAAUCUUUCUUUCUUUCUCAGCCUUUUUGACAUGAAGUCACUUAUCCGAAUUCCAAAGCAACAAAUUACAAUUGAUAUGCAUGUCAUAGUAUAAUCUGCCAAUGAGUUUAUGGGGCACAUCCAUUAUUGAAUGCUGAGGGAUGAAUGAAAGUUAUUGUAAUGAGCAGGUAUAUAUUGUUGCAACUAAUCAUGUAUCAUUAUGGCAUGUGCAUUAUUAAUGUUUUAUAUCAAAUUGACAUUUAAAUUUCAAAUAUAUUCAAAUUGAAUUAAAAAUGUUCAUGACAGUCAUUUUUCACACAAUCACUUUACUGUGUGGACA